AUGGGUGAGCUGAAGCAGUACAAGCGCGCGGACGUUGCGUCCCGCAAUGGACAGAACAACAACCCCGUGUGGAUCAUUUACAAGGACUCCGUUUAUGACGUCACCAGUUAUGUCAGCCAGCAUCCAGGCGGAGACGUGAUACUAGAAGAAGCCGGCAAGGAUGCCACAAAAGCAUUUGACGAUGUCGGCCACUCGUCCGACGCUAGAACAAUUUUAGACAAGUAUAAAAUUGGGGAAAUUGUUGAGGAAGAGAAACUUUACGACGCAAGCGGUAAAAAGAAAAAGCGAGUGAUCGCCGCGCAACCCGACACGGAGACCAGAAGUUGUCUCAAUAAAUGCACCUGCGGGCUACUCGGAUAG
This is a messenger RNA of Parnassius mnemosyne (clouded apollo), 360 nucleotides long. NCBI's taxonomy places the organism in Eukaryota, Metazoa, Arthropoda, Insecta, Lepidoptera, Papilionidae. The record is from the annotation of a GenBank genome assembly.